AUGAACAUCGACGCCCCAAAUAUGCUUGCUGGUUAUUUGAUGGAGUAUAAUGCUUCUCAUGCCAUAGUCUUCAAUACAAAAGAAUUGAUUUUAAAACGCGGUCUUCUUACUCAUGAACCAAUUCCGUUGCAACUUGCAACUUGGUAUGAUUUCCGUCAUUUGAAGCAGCCCAGACAGAAUGGAGAACAAUCGCGACUGGAAAAUUUCGAGUUUUUCGUCGGGCGCCAGAACACAGAAGUGUACGCCAGGUCUUGGGCUGUUAGUCCGGGAGAGGAGCUUCCAAUGGAAGUCCGGGAGAAGUACAAGGGCAAAGUGUGGGCUCCUUACUUUGGAUUGCUUAACGACACAAAUGGAAUGUUCGAGAGGAAAUUCGGAAAAGGUGGAAUAGGCUCGAUCGUCGUCCGCUAUGUCAAUCGCUCAAAUGAAGUAUUUGAGCUCGAGCAAGUCGACGACCGUCAAUACAAUUUCCAAGCGCCCAACCGACCAGCGCCAUGGAACCAACCCGCGCUCUCAAAUUACUACGAUGCGUUUCCAAGUCGGCUGGAUAAGGUUUGCGCUCGCUCAUGUGCCCGAUUCGCACUUUGCGUCUGUGACGGAGCUGUCAACUACGCUCAAAAUAAGAAUCAUCACGGUUCCACAGAGGCAUGCGCCCGAUUGGUGAGCUCCAGUCUUGGUGUCAUUCGAAGUUGCUAUGAAGCAGAAAUCGGCAACUGGUAUCAGCACUCCGUGAAUGAUCAAAAAGAGAGCAAGCACAAUCUUUAUAUGAGAUCAAACGCAUACAAUCUACAGCAAAUCGAACCACCGCUUCCCACUGAAGUGGUGGAUUGUGGGAAUGAUGUGGAGGUCACCGCAACGUUUAUUUUUGACCACAAUCAUUUUGAGGAAGAAUGGAGUCAUGAGAUCACCGACUGGGAGGAGAGAAAGACAGGAAUCCAACCCAAGGUGAUAUUCUACAAUGUUUACUUGGGAAAGGUUAGAAUCCCCAAACAUUUGGCUAUUCAAGUAAUUAAGCUCGUUGAAAGCCUCCAAAGGGAUUGUUACGAGAGAUUGAAAACGGACCCAAUUACUGUAAUUGUCAAGGUUCGCCUAUUUGAUAACUAUUUAAAACGAAACAACAAGAACCCGGGCAACGAACUCUAUGUGGUUACAUCGGUAGUAGACGUGGAGUAUUUGGAGUGA
This is a messenger RNA of Caenorhabditis remanei, 1179 nucleotides long. RefSeq lists its product as uncharacterized. The coding region runs from base 1 to 1179 and encodes 392 amino acids. Lineage: Eukaryota; Metazoa; Nematoda; Chromadorea; Rhabditida; Rhabditidae. The transcript is spliced from 7 exons. The record is from RefSeq and is a predicted model, not a curated record.